Messenger RNA from Syngnathus acus (greater pipefish), 2386 nucleotides. It is a transcript of the gene rbm24b, whose product is annotated as RNA binding motif protein 24b. Gene Ontology annotation, cellular component: cytosol. The transcript is spliced from 4 exons. The record is from RefSeq and is a predicted model, not a curated record. Gene Ontology annotation, molecular function: mRNA 3'-UTR binding. NCBI's taxonomy places the organism in Eukaryota, Metazoa, Chordata, Actinopteri, Syngnathiformes, Syngnathidae. Bases 327 to 1043 code for a protein of 238 amino acids.
GUACAUUUUACGUUCAUUUUUUUGGGGCACUUUUUCGCACUUCGGUGGGGCACUUCUAGCGGUGGGACACUUGUAGCGUGAUGCUUGCCUCUUGGGUGGAGUUACUUCGACGUGUCGCAUAUUCUGACAAGUGGGCAACAAACUAACAGGUGUCCUCUUCCUCCUCCUCCUUCUCCUCCUCCUCGCUAGCGACAGGAGGACUUGUCCUGUCUAAGCCACAUUCUACACACACUCUUCCUCCACUCAGACGUUUUUCUUAGCUCCUAAGUGCCUUUUUCCAUCUAGUUUACUUGGUAACUUCUCGAACUCAAUUAACUCCAUAAGAUAUGCAUUCGGCUCAGAAAGACACCACCUUCACUAAGAUCUUCGUGGGAGGUCUCCCUUACCACACCACCGACUCCAGUCUCAGGAAGUACUUCGAGGUCUUCGGGGACAUUGAAGAGGCUGUGGUCAUCACAGACCGACAGACGGGGAAGUCAAGAGGUUAUGGAUUUGUGACCAUGGCAGACCGGGCUUCUGCUGAUCGAGCCUGCAAAGACCCCAACCCCAUUAUAGAUGGCCGAAAGGCCAAUGUGAACCUGGCCUACCUUGGAGCCAAGCCCAGGGUCAUACAGCCAGGCUUUGCAUUUGGCAUGCCUCAGAUCCACCCAGCAUUCAUCCAAAGGCCCUAUGGGAUCCCGGCUCACUAUGUCUACCCUCAGGCCUUUGUCCAGCCCAGUAUGAUGAUCCCUCAUGUCCAACCCUCAAGUGCCACGGCGACAGCUGCCGCCGCCGCAGCCACCUCGCCAUACCUCGACUACACUGGAGCCGCUUAUGCUCAGUAUUCGGCCGCAGCUGCCACCGCUGCCGCUGCAGCUGCCGCCGCCUAUGAGCAGUAUCCGUACGCGGCCUCCCCGGCCCCGACGGGCUACAUGACCACAGCCGGCUACGGCUACACGCUCCAGCAGCCGCUGGCCGCCGCCGCCACUCCGGGGGCUGCGGCCGCCGCCGCCGCCUUCAGUCAGUACCAGCCUCAGCAGCUGCAGACGGAUCGCAUGCAGUGAAAAGAAAAUGACGUGGUUGAGAAGUCAUCACCCCCGACUGGGGUUAUGUUACUGUACAUUGAGGGUCAUCCGCACAAGCUUUUAACUUGAAAAAGUGAAGAAAAUCACAGGACGUGCAAACAAAUGCUGUGUUUUAUUCAAAUUAGAUCAGUAUUUUUUUUUCCAUUAUUUAAUAUUUAUACAUCGACAAAAAAAAAGAUUAACUAAAGCAGACUAACUGAACCUCAUGAUUCAUUUUUGUAUAUAUAUAUAUUCUGUGUUUCCUAGCGCAUUCAUGUCUUAUGAUGAAGUGUCUUCCCCAACACUAUAUACCAAAACGUGUAUAGAAAUAUGAACGAGUCACUCGUGCAUUUUUCAGGAUUUGUAUCAGCUGAAUCUAUGCAGACCGUUUCCCCUUAAGUAUGUACAUUAAAAAAAAAAAAAACUUAGGGAUAUUGGGCUUCUGGGUGAAAUUUUAAGAUGAACCACAAAUGUACUACAAUCUUACCGGAGGACCUUAAUUUGAUUUGAAUCAACAAUACAUCAGCAGUACUUCAUCAUUGUGAGGCUGCAAAUGGGUUCCCAACAGGGCAUUGUUAGUUUUGUUAGCAGCUUGCAAAUGAGUCAGGCUGGAAAACUCGAAAUUGUCAUGCAUCAAGCACCCGUUGUGAAUUUUGCCAUUCAGUUUGUUAGAGCAGCAGGUUGUGCAAAAAGUAUUGAAACAUUGCACUGCGGGACUUCUGCGACAUCUGCUUUUAAAAUAUUCGAAAAGGUCCAAUUGAGUUCACCUCUGAAAUUUGUAGUGCAUUUUUAGGUUUAACUAGAAAUUUCAUUUUAGUAAUCAAGAUGGGGGGAGCACUUAGUUCCCUCACUCAUGAAUUGCACAUCAAGCAAGCUCAGCAAAAAAAAAAAAGGUGUUUGAAUGUGAAUCUUAAAUUUUCUUUCCGAAUGUGCCUUUUAAAUUAUGCUAUUUAUGUAUUUAUUAUGGAAGCUUACGAUAAUAAACAGUCUAUUUUUGUGUUUGCUUUUUAGUUAGGUCCACUGCAACGUUCAUGAAGAGCAUGCCGUGAAUGUUUAAAGCCUGCAGUUUGUAUGAAGAACAAAAGACGAGUGGAACAGUAGCAAUAACUUUUGUGGAUUUAUAAUGUUUGUCUUAUAGACUAUUUAAUGUUGCCUUUUUUUUUAUAUCUAUACUUGACCACUUUGAUAGGAAUCUUAUGAACUUGAAACAUCUGAUGUCAUCUUGACACUGAAUGUAAAGUGCAAAGGUAUUUUGCCUUGCAUUUUACAAUGCAUUAAAAAAAGAGCACAUCUGGAAAUUUGUUGUAUGUGAAAUAAAGGGAACUCUACCAACAAAAUGUUAA